AUGAAAGAAAGUGCAGUAAUACGGUCACGGUUACUGUUUCAGACGGCCAUAUUGGAAGCAGGUUCAACGACCAUACCUCUAGGGGGCAGUGUAACACUGAGCUGCUCAGUGGAGCCCUCUGCUGGAUGGAAAUACAGAUGGUUCAGAAAAACCUCAGACACUUUUGUUGAAUUCAGCACAAAUAAUGAAGAAAACAGAGAUAUCACUGUGAGACAAGGAGGAAUCUACAGAUGUAAUGGAGUGAGAGGAAAUCCUGCCUUCACCAGCAAUCCAAGUCGUGACGUCACCAUUGAGAUAACCUUUUCCAACAAGGUUGUUGUGACUCGACGACCAAACUGGCCUCAGAUGUUCAGUGGUGAGACGAUCACUCUGACAUGUGAGGUCCAGGGAGGAGAAACCACUGAGUGGACGUAUGAAUGGAAGAGAGAUGGAUUAGUUGUAGACUGGAUAAACGGUAAAGACUCGACUUUCAUUGUCUCUGAGUCCAGCAGUGGAGACUACAUGUAUAAACCCAGAGCCAAACUGACAAAAGGUCCAACAACCAUACCAGUAGGGGGCAGUGUGACACUGAGCUGCUCAGUGGAGCCCUCUGCUGGAUGGAAAUACAGAUGGUUCAGAAAAACCUCAGACACGUCUGAAGUUCAAAUCAGAACAAAUAAUGGAGAAAACAGAUAUAUCACUGUGGCACAAGGAGGAAUCUACAGGUGUGAAGGAGUGAGAGGAAAUCCUGCCUUCACCAGCAAUCCAAGUCGUGACGUCACCAUUAAGAUAACCUUUUCCAACAAGGUUGUUGUGACACGACGACCAAACUGGCCUGAGAUGUUCAGUGGUGAGACGAUUACUCUGACAUGUGAGGUCCAGGGAGGAGAAACCACUGAGUGGACGUAUGAAUGGAAGAGACCUGGGUUGGCUACUCACAGGACAAACAGUAAAGAUUGGACUUUCAUUGUCUCUCAGUCCAGCAGUGGAGACUACAUGUGUCAGUGUAAACUCAGAGAUGACCGGUAUUCUUCAACUCAGAGAAGUAACGCCAUCACACUGUCAGUUUCUGGGAAGCCAAAGGCCCAAUUGGAUCGUAAUAAUGCAGAGUUACCACCAGGAGGCAGAGUGACACUGACCUGUACAGUGAACUCAUUAUCAUCAUUCUCCUACACCUCAUCCUCCUCGUCUGCUUGGAAAUAUGUCUGGUACAGAGGUGAAAACUGCUCCGAACUUCUGACCGGAGAAGAAGCUGUGUUCCCCUCAAAUGGAGAAAUUAAUGUCUCAGAGGAAGGACUGCACUGGUGCAGAGGAAAAAGAGGACAACCAGUUUACUACACCAUCCUCAGUGAUCCCAUCAGCAUCGAUGAAGCGUCAUAA
This is a messenger RNA of Poecilia latipinna (sailfin molly), 1359 nucleotides long. RefSeq names its product sialoadhesin-like. The record is from RefSeq and is a predicted model, not a curated record. Gene Ontology annotation, biological process: immune response; cell surface receptor signaling pathway. Gene Ontology annotation, cellular component: external side of plasma membrane. Bases 1 to 1359 code for a protein of 452 amino acids. The transcript is spliced from 7 exons. Gene Ontology annotation, molecular function: transmembrane signaling receptor activity. NCBI's taxonomy places the organism in Eukaryota, Metazoa, Chordata, Actinopteri, Cyprinodontiformes, Poeciliidae.